Helianthus annuus (common sunflower) is the source of this 417-nucleotide messenger RNA. Its product is annotated as uclacyanin 1. The coding region runs from base 1 to 417 and encodes 138 amino acids. The transcript has 2 exons. Gene Ontology annotation, molecular function: electron transfer activity. The record is from RefSeq and is a predicted model, not a curated record. NCBI's taxonomy places the organism in Eukaryota, Viridiplantae, Streptophyta, Magnoliopsida, Asterales, Asteraceae. Gene Ontology annotation, cellular component: plasma membrane.
AUGGCUAACAAAAAUUUGUGUAUAUUCAUCCUCAUAGCAACAAUAGUGACUCAAGCUACAUGGGUUCGAGCUGUGGAAUAUACGGUUGGUGAAUGUAAAGGUUGGAACGAGGGUGUUGAUUUCCAAGCUUGGGCCGACGGGAAGCAAUACGUUCAAGGAGACAGACUUGUUUUCAAUUACGAAUACGGAAAACACAAUGUAGUGUUACUACCAGAUCAAGCCUCAUUGGAUAACUGUAAUCUUGAGAAACCACUUAUAUCACUCGCUCAUUGUGGAAGGAAUGUUGUCAACCUACGUACCCCGGGAAGGGUUUUUGUAUCCAGUGCCGUCGGAGAGGAUUGUAAGAAAGGCCUGAAGUUUUGGGUCGAUGUCAAGCCAUGUCCUGCAGUACUGCAAGGAGCACACUACAUAACUUAA